UUUUCAUAUAUAUAUUUCUCUUCUUCCUCUCUCUAAACCUGCCAAAAUUGUUUCAUAUUCUUCUUUUUCACUUUUGAUCUUUGUUUGAUCAAUGGAGGACUCAAUGAUGUCUUCUAUUAACAAAGCAAUAUCUUUUGAUCAGGAAGGAACUGAUUCCCCAGAGGAGAGUGGUUGGACUGAAUAUUUUGAGGACUUCAUGAAUGAAAAUAGAGAGAAUUCUUGCUGUUCUGAUGAUUUUAGGACCUCUUCUUUGGUUUCUGAUGCUGCUUCUUGUGCUGCAUGGAAGUUCUCUACUGAUCAUCAACAGAACUGCAAGAAAUUGAGUAUCAAGAAGAAGAGAACCAGAAAAAUCUUGGAUGAUGAUGAUUUAGAAGACACUGCAAGUUCACCUUGCAAUAGUCCCACGGUAAGCCAGUUAAGUCAGUUGGAUAUGAACAGAAGAAAGAGAGAUGAUAAAAUAGAAACUUCUCAUCAGGGGAAGGAAAGUAAGCAACAGAUUGAUAAGAGAAAUGAAAUGGGUUUCAUAGGUACAGAAACUUACUGUACAGAACUGAAGAAAAGGGGGCUUUGCUUGGUUCCUAUUUCCAUGCUAACGAAUUACCUUGGAUAAUUCCAUCAGUCAAACACACAAAUCUCUCUCUCUCUCUCUUGUGCAUAUCUUGUAUAUCUAUUUUUCAUGUAUGAGAAGCUGCAAGGCCUAUCGACUUGAUAUGAAGAAUCUCUCUCUCUCUCUCUCCUCUCUGUGCAUAUCUUGUAAUCUUUCUUUCCUGUAUGAAAUUUUAUUAAAAAUUUUCUCUAUGAGAAGCUGCAAGGCCUAUAGACUUGGUAUGAAGAAUCUCUCCCCCCCCCCCCCCCCUUCUUUUCCUCUGUGCAUAUCUUGUAAUCUUUCUUUCCUGUAUGAAAUUUUAUUAAAAAUUUUGUCUAUGAAAAGCUGCAAGGCCUAUAGACUUGGUAUGAA
Molecule: messenger RNA, 958 nt
Organism: Macadamia integrifolia
Lineage: Eukaryota; Viridiplantae; Streptophyta; Magnoliopsida; Proteales; Proteaceae
Product: vascular-related unknown protein 1-like
Exons: 3
Coding region: 92-610 (172 amino acids)
Biological process (GO): xylem development
Source: RefSeq, a predicted model, not a curated record